Molecule: messenger RNA, 3669 nt
Organism: Bactrocera oleae (olive fruit fly)
Lineage: Eukaryota; Metazoa; Arthropoda; Insecta; Diptera; Tephritidae
Product: probable peptidoglycan muropeptide transporter SLC46
Biological process (GO): transmembrane transport
Cellular component (GO): membrane
Molecular function (GO): transmembrane transporter activity
Source: RefSeq, a predicted model, not a curated record
AAAUAAGGAGCAACCGUCGCCUGGUUCAGACGAAAGUCCAAUUUGCUAGUAGCUUUCCUUCACUUGUAGUUUAUGAUCUAUUCUGCAAUGAAAAUGAUAUAAAUUUAUUCGUGCGACUAUGCUACACUUUAUCUCAUUCAAAAUUGGAUAGGCUUAAGAGGAAGGACAACUCCUUCUCACUUCCAGCUGAUACGAUAUGGAAUACUACUUCCAGAUUUGCAGAAUUAUCGCCCCAAAAUAUCUUUUAAUAAGCAGAUUGCUGGAUUGUAAUUUGCUUCAUUUUACUGAUGUUAUCAUAAAAUUCAAAAUUCGUAUAUUUCCAAAGCUUAUAAAUACUGAAUUCUUUCGCAAAAUUUUUAUUUUAUCCAUUAGAAUAAGCUUGGAACUGAUUUGUGACAUAUUGGCAACAUGUCCACAAGUAUAGUAUAAUCCAAAUAAACAAAAGAUAUAUUAUAAUUUUUUUUUUUUUAAUAAAUCUCUAAAAUAUAAAAUGGGUGAGAAUUACACCAAAAAAUUCCAAGCUUUGUUGGCCCAAAUUAUCAUCAUUCUAAAGUGGGAUUGAGUGCAAGUGUUUUCGUAGAAUAAAAACUUUACUUAAUAAUAACUAUUUGGCUGAAAACAGUGGAUCAUUAGAUUAUUACUCCAUUCCAUAUACUUGUAUGUAUGUAUGUACAAUACAUCAUGCGUGCUUUUAUUAUAUGUACAUAUACAUAUAUAAUGGCGCAUGUGUAACAGUCAAACACAAAAUAAUAAAAAUAGUAAUUAAUAUAAAAUUAAGUAAAUAGCUCGGAUCGUUUGAUCGUUUAAUCUCGUGUCGAAUCACAAAUCUGCUCGUACAAAUAUAUAUGUAUUGUUGACUGUAUCUAACAUAGGUAUCUUCGAACGCUUAAUGAUUUGUUUAUAUAAAUUUCUAUAAUUCGUACCAACAUACUGGUUCAUACAUAUGUACAUACCGACAUAUGUUUGUUUUCGUGUGUUACCGCUUAGUUUCGUAUUUACGUAAAUGUUUUUUUUUUUAACUAUGCGACUCAACUAGCGACUUCACAUGCGGCGAUUUUUUCGUGAUAACUGCAACAAUGAAGUUAGUUUCAAAUUAAUUCCGACUUGGAGCGGAUGCGUGCGCGCGGCACUCAAGUAAUGCCAGUGAUGAUCAAUAUAUUCGCACCAACAAGGCGGCGGUGAUAGUGAGAUUUACAAACAGGUGGAAAGAAUGUCAACAAAUAGCUCGCAGAACUAGCGAAGCGUUAACGGAAAAGGCGGCGCGAUUUGCUACUAUUAACGUUAUUACAUAUAUACAUGGUUGUGCGUAUAUAUGCUGCUGUUGCAAUUGGCUUACUGUGACACUUCAUCUCGGUUUGAUCACGUUUUAUAGUUAAAAACGAUAAAAAAAAGUAAAUGAUUUCUCGCAUCGCUCGGGAUAUUGAAGAUUUUUCUUUUAUUUUUAUAUAAAUAUGUGUUUGUGUAAAUUAGAGUUUUCAAUUAAAUUCUAAAUUUAUUCAUAACAUUUGUAGUGUUUGCGAAGUUAUUAACACAUUGGACAAUAACUGGCUGCCGGUAGAGUAGUGUUCGAAUCGUUCAGUAUUAGAUGUGCCGUCACACGAAACAGUUCCGCUUGCGGUAAUUCAACAGUUUUACCGUAAAAUGUUUAAGCGUGUGAAUAUAGCAACAGAAUACAAAAAAAUUAAUAAAUUUUAAUUAAACAGUGACCAAGUUUUUAACAAUUUAAAUAUAUAAAAAUAAUAAUUUGUAUAUUAAACGAUAAACUAAUUUCAAACAAAAAAAAAAAAAUGGUUGAAAAAGUGGCCACCACAAUGUUAGCGCGCGUGAAGCAGUUGCAAUGGCGCAAAGUAUUCCACAUGUACUACAUAGAACCAAUCGUUUUAGUGCUGGUGUUUGCGCAUAGUCUAUCCGGCACCAUACUACGAAAUCAAAUCAUAUAUCAGGCCUGUACAACAGUAUUCAAUUACAAUGAAAGCAUUUGCGAAGAAUUGGGCACAAAAAACGCUAGCGAACAAGCAACGAAAAUUGAAACCGAAGUGCAGCCGUACGUGGCAAAUCUGUUUAUGAUUCGCACACUAUUGGAGAGCAUUGUGCCGGCGUUGUGUGGCGUUUUCAUUGGCUCAUGGUCGGAUCACUAUGGCCGCAAGCCACUCUUGGUCAUCUCAAUGAUAGGCUUCUCCUUCACCUACAUCAUCGCGGCGGUGAUUUGUCAAAUAGCCGUUUAUCAACCAGUGAACCCUUGGUACUACGUGCUGGCUGUGGUGCCACACUCCGUUUUAGGCGGAAAUUGUGUGUUUUCUGUGGCAGCUUUCUGCUUUAUAUCCGAUGUUACCGACACGAAGACGAGACCCUAUAGAAUGAUUUUCAUGGAAGCAUUCUUUUUCAUCGGCUUAAUGGGCGGCUCUUUGCUCUCAAGUUUCGUCUAUGCUGCCACUGGACCCACCACCACAUUCAUCAUAUCCGGUUUACUCAUGUGCGGCGCAACUGUGUACAUCGUCGUCAGCGUGCCAGAAAGUCUACAUUAUUGUUCCAAACAAGAAACUAGCGAAACAAACAAAUGUACAACAACUACUUUGAAUGGUUGUUGUGACAAAGUGCUUACACAAAAAAAUAUUAAAGAAAAACAAAUAGAAAACACAAAUAUCGAUAGUCUGGAAAUCUCAAAGCACAUGCAAGCAAAGCAUAUAAGUGAGCUCACUAUAAAUGCUGAAGGCAAAGUUGUUGAGGUCACAGCCGAUGAGGCCAUCGGAAAGGAAACCAAAAAGGAUCUGAGCGCAUGCGAAGAGGCAUAUAAGAACACAAAUAUGAAGAAUUUCGCAAUGAAAGAUCCAAGUAAUGAAGAAAAAUCCGCUGAGGAGAAGUCUAAAAAGGCGGGGCUUUUCAGCUACGUGCAUAUUAAGGAUAUGUUGGUGACUUGUUUCAAGACGCGGCCAUACUACGAUCGUAGCAUUAUUUGGCUUGUAACUGGCACUAUGUUUCUUUCGAUAUUCGUAAUCGAUGGUGCCAUGACGGUCUUCUACUUGUUUGUGCGUGAGAAAUUUCAUUGGACCGUGCGUGAUUUUACAUUCUAUGAGACGGUUAGUCAUAUGGUGCCCAUGUUUGGCGCCCUGGUUGGUUUCUUGAUAUUACGUAAGGUCUUCAGCAUGUCCGUGGUCACUUUGGCACUGCUUGCAUUCUUCAGCGAUAUUGCCAGCAGCAUUGUAAGAGGUGUGGCUUCGGAGCCUUGGCAUUUGUAUUUGGCUGUUGCCUUGAGCGCGUUCAGAUCGGUUGGUGGUCCAAUGUGUCGUACCAUUGUAUCGAAUAUAGUGCCCCCAACUGAUUUGGGCAAAAUAUUUUCCAUAAAAAAUGUUUUGCAAUCCAUUGCGCCCUUUUUGGCAGCACCGCUCUACACAGUUAUCUAUAAAGAGUCUUUAAAAAUGUUCCCGGGUCUAUUUAACAUAGUCAGCGCUGCUUUAUACACAAUCGCCUUCAUAUUUCUGAUCAUUGUUUUGCGAUUCAAGUAUUCCCACAAAGAGCAUUACGCGUUGAUAUUGAAAUGAUAUAACCACCGAAUGUUAUAUAGCUCUAUCAAUUGUUAUUUAUGCAAACUUAUGUGAUAUUAUUAAUAUAAUAUAUUAAGUAAAUUGAAUUGCUCGAAUAUAAAUAAAUAUUUUUUAAUUAUUAUCGAAA